Entrophospora candida is the source of this 561-nucleotide messenger RNA. NCBI's taxonomy places the organism in Eukaryota, Fungi, Glomeromycota, Glomeromycetes, Entrophosporales, Entrophosporaceae. The record is from the annotation of a GenBank genome assembly.
ACCCAUCCAGAAUUAAUAGAUUUACAUGAAAAUUUACAAGAAUUCCAAAAUGAUUUUAUGGAAACUUCAUCUGAAGAUAUUGAAACAGAAAAUAUUAUUGAGACCAAUUCAGAAAUUAGUGAAUUGGAAGCUGAGAAAGAAAAAUUAAAUAGAAAAAAUGAAGAAGCAAAAAAUUACGUUAUAAACAUACUUAAAAAAAAUGUUAAUAUGUUUCUUUUGGGAAUUAUUUCAACAUCAACCAGAAAUUCAAUAACCUCAACUAGUGAUUAUAUGACAAUGGCUUUUGUGUUUGAUGGUAUAGCAAUAUGCAAUAAUGCUUUUUUAAAAUUAUAUAAUUUAUCAUAUGAUAGAUUAACUGCUUUAAAGAAUCACUAUAAAAAUGAUGAUAUUGUACCAAAGGUACAUUUGAAUAAAGGAAGGAAUGUUUCUCAUAAGCUCUCUUUUGAAACAGUAUUAAAAGUGCUUACUUUUUUAAAAAGUUAUGCAAAUUUGAAUGGUUUACCAUCACCAGGUUGCCAUUUUGAAAGAGCUACAAAAGCAAUUAUUUAUUUACCUACAAGG